This is a messenger RNA of Populus euphratica (Euphrates poplar), 757 nucleotides long. Its product is annotated as probable signal peptidase complex subunit 1. Lineage: Eukaryota; Viridiplantae; Streptophyta; Magnoliopsida; Malpighiales; Salicaceae. The transcript is spliced from 3 exons. The coding region runs from base 112 to 408 and encodes 98 amino acids. Gene Ontology annotation, cellular component: signal peptidase complex; membrane. The record is from RefSeq and is a predicted model, not a curated record. Gene Ontology annotation, biological process: protein targeting to ER.
CACCGUUAAUCAUAGCGUCCAUGAGUCUGAUCGCACGGUUUUGAUAACAUAGUUAGUCUUCUGUCAGUAUAUCUCAAUUUUGCAGAUCAAAUCAUCUCUCUAGCUUUCUCGAUGGAUUGGCAAGGACAGAAACAAGCGGAGCUAUGGAUGCAGAUACUUCUGGUAGUUUUCGCGGCGGCUGCUUUAGCUACAGGUUAUAUAAUAGGAUCGUUUCGAAUGAUGAUGCUAAUUUACGCCGGUGGAGUGGUUUUCACCGCACUGGUUACUGUCCCUAAUUGGCUCUUCUUCAACCGCCAUCCUCUCAAGUGGUUGGACCCAAGCGAAGCUGAGAAGCACCCUAAGCCACGGAAGGCUGUGGUUUCCAAUGACAAGAAGAAAUCGUCCAAGAAAGUGACAGCAGCUGGUUAAUCUGAUUAUUAGAAUGGAUAGCCAUUGUUAAGAGUACUGAAUUUCGAGAACUAGAACAAAUUCAUCUUACUGGUCACGGAAUGCAAAUUCCUGUGUGUGCAGGUGUUUCUUGUCCGUUGGAUUUUGGGAAGGUAAUUGCUAAAAUUUUAUAAAAAUGAUAAGACAUUGUUUUAUCCAGUGGCCUGAAAUGGGUGUUACACGAGACAGAUGCUUGUAGUGAGACGGGAAAUGUAUCCUGCUUAUGUUCUGGAUGAAGCGGAUUGGCCUUUUUAUGAUGGUUUGUUGUUUUUGUUGAUAAGUAAUACUAUAGACUGUUGCUUCUAUUAAAUAGAAUUGAGUUGAUUAUUAA